CUUAGCUGGUCACAGUCUAAUUUUCACCACUGGAAAAGUCAGUCGUUAUUUUAGUGUUCUAGCAGAGCUCUGGGGGUUUUUCUACCCCAAAAGUUCAGGCAGAACGUCAGAGUUGAGGGAGUUCAGUUGUGAAUAGUUUCCGUUCCAAUGAAAGUCGCGAUUGAUACCAUUCAUUUGUGGGGAAUCAAAUUUCGAUUAUAAAGAUGAAAACGAUGCAACAACGCGAUUUUACUUCUGGUACUUGUCAGCCAUUACAGUUUUACUGAGUUCGAGUGUGGAAAAAUUUUCAGCCGCUUUACUAAAGGAGGAGCAAGGACAACGACGAAGGCAGGGAGAGAGCUUUUCGCUGUGUGAGCUAUAGAAGGGGGUGAAUUGCAUCGAGGUCGCAACGAGGUCGUUCAAGGCGGACGCGGAUAGUCAGUUCAGUUUCUCAACCCUGAAGAAAGUGGCUGAUUUGAAGAAUCAUAAACGUUCUAUUUCUAUCCCUAUUGAAGGGAAGUGGUUAUAUAACCUGAUUUCGUGCUACGUAGUCUUCGGGGCGGUCUAUCCACUGAGUGAUAUUUCGGAGAGUCGCGGAAUUGAGUCCCUCGAAAACGGACGAAGCAAAAUAGUGCGAGAUUGAUUGUGUUGGUUUGAAUGUACCACCGAAUUUUCAUUCAUGAGGGUGCUUCAGUGAAACGUAUCUAAAUUGAAUGCCGAUAGUCGCGAAGAACCAGCAGGAGGAGCAUCAGUAGUGGUUGUGUAUGGGUAUAUCUAAACCUCUUGGCAGUCACGGGAGCUUUUGAGAGAGCGAACCUCUAUGUUACUAGGAGGAUCAUUGGAUCGCUUCAUGCUUUUAAUCUGGCCACAGCAAUUUGAGGCUGCAUCGCGGUGAAGGCGCACAUGUGCGGGCUACGUUUUAGAACAAGGAACUCUCCGUCUCAGAAGACAUCCUUACGUUGGGGUGACAGCUGCUCUCACUGAACAGUUGGGUGCCACUACACGCGACUCAUCACAAUCCCACCACAGAGAUCGCCCACAUCUUCACCACUACUUUUCUUCACCAUACAAAGCGGGGUCUAGUUUCAAGAAAAAUUACAAACUUAUACGUAAUAGUUACCAUAUCAAAAUAAAACAGUCCUUAACGUAUUAUAGUGAACAAAAGGUUGGCAAGUGUUGUUGAAAAAGUAACAAAUAUGUUUGCUAUCCACAUGUUCAGUGCUAGAUUAAGGCGUACAGUUGUAAAUGUAAAAUAUCUGUGAUGUGUUUCAAAGUCUACAAGUCAAUGUUCUAAGAUUUCAAAGCAAGCAUUAUCAGAGUAAACGAGUCAUUCACUAAGUUGUGCCCGAAUUGGGAAAAUUCUUCAAUUAUACAAACGUCUGGUCAUACAUCCAUCAUCCACGACGUGAACUGUCACGUGAACAGAAAGUGGAGAGGUCCUUGUGCACUGUCUUUUCAAAGCAUAACCAUCAUCUCCUGUCACUCCAAUACUACUAAGAACCCAAGAACAAUAAUUUAAAUCGUAAGGUCAACGACACUCACUACCACGGAAAGAAAGACAUUUCACAAAAGAUUUCGUCAUCAAAUACCAACAACAACAAACUUAUUUGACAACAACGAAGUAGGAAAGCCGCACCGCAUUAUUCCCUCUUUAUCCCAUACAUCCUACGAAUCAUCGUAAGAAUUCACCGAAAAGGAAAGCUUUAAAUAUUAUUAAGUCAUCCUCUGAAACAGGAGAUAAAGCGCGAAGAAACUCAACACACAGACAUACGAGUUCGGAACAUCUCCUCGCAACUGAUUUCAACCGUUUACCAGUGGAACGAGCCAAAUCCCCUCAACGUGACCAAGCACAUUUCUUGCUCAGUGGUGGGAUUUGAUUGAUAGAUCGUGUUUGAAUCUGCGGCUCUCAUCCAAAAUCUCUGAGCCAAGCCGGGAAUCAGAAAACCCCAUUUUCGCGACAGCAAAUUAAUUUCAUCGCGGCACCGUUCCUAGCGCCUCAUCAUGAUCAACAUCGCUGGAGUUAUCAGUAUCGUUCUGUUCUACAUCCUGAUUCUGGCAGUUGGAAUAUGGGCCGGGCGGAAGAAGGAAAGCGGCAACGACUCCGAGGAGGAGGUCAUGCUUGCCGGUCGAUCCAUCGGACUGUUUGUCGGUAUUUUCACAAUGACAGCUACCUGGGUCGGAGGCGGUUACAUAAACGGCACAGCGGAAGCAAUCUACACAUCCGGUUUGGUUUGGUGCCAAGCACCAUUCGGAUAUGCUCUCAGUUUAGUUUUCGGUGGAAUCUUUUUCGCCAAUCCGAUGCGAAAACAGGGCUACAUCACUAUGUUAGAUCCGUUGCAGGAUAGUUUUGGAGAACGAAUGGGAGGACUCCUGUUUUUGCCGGCCCUGUGCGGUGAGGUAUUCUGGGCUGCCGGUAUUUUGGCUGCCCUAGGUGCCACCCUGUCGGUUAUCAUCGAUAUGGAGCAGGAGACAUCGGUCAUUCUGUCCGCGUGCAUUGCGGUCUUCUACACCCUGUUCGGAGGAUUGUACUCGGUAGCGUAUACCGAUGUUAUUCAAUUGUUCUGCAUUUUCAUCGGUUUGUGGAUGUGUAUUCCGUUUGCCUGGACAAACGAUCACGUUAAGAGCUUGUCGUCGAUGGAUGUCGAUUGGAUUGGCGAGAUUGGGGAGGGCUAUCAUUGGUAUUAUGCCGACUACGGGUUGCUGCUAGUAUUUGGCGGUAUUCCAUGGCAGGUAUAUUUUCAACGUGUACUGUCCAGUAAAACCGCUGGUCGAGCACAAAUCCUAUCGUACGUAGCAGCAUUCGGUUGUAUCCUGAUGGCUAUUCCUCCAGUUUUAAUCGGAGCGAUCGCAAAGGCAACUCCUUGGAACGAGACUGACUAUAACGGUCCCUGGCCGUUGACAGCCCAAGAGACUAGUAUGAUCCUACCGAUGGUGCUGCAGUAUUUGACACCGGAUUUCGUAUCCUUCUUUGGACUGGGUGCCGUCUCAGCGGCGGUCAUGUCUUCUGCCGACUCGUCAGUAUUAUCCGCUUCGUCGAUGUUUGCUCGCAACGUCUAUCGGCUCAUCUUCCGUCAGCGGGCAUCAGAAAUGGAAAUUAUCUGGGUGAUGCGCGUUUCGAUCCUGGUGGUGGGCAUCUUGUCCACCAUCAUGGCAUUGACGAUACCAUCCAUCUACGGUUUGUGGUCCAUGUGUUCCGAUUUAGUGUACUGCAUUUUGUUCCCUCAGUUGCUAAUGGUGGUCCACUUCAAGAAGCAUUGUAACACAUACGGCAGCUUGUCCGCUUACAUAAUCGCAUUCCUGGUGCGGCUAUCCGGUGGUGAAGCGAUGCUUGGUCUCCCGGCGUUAAUCCAUUAUCCGGGCUAUGUCGCUGAGACCGGAACGCAGAUGUUCCCCUUCCGUACGAUGGCGAUGGUAAUGAGCCUGAUAACGCUGAUAGGCGUUUCAUGGUGGACAAAAUGGGUGUUUGAAACCGGCCGUUUAGCGCCAAAUUACGACUAUUUCCGCUGUGUGGUUAAUAUACCGGAGGAGUUACACCGAGUCGAGGAGCCGUCCGAUUCUGGUGAACAGUUGUCAGUGAUGGCUGGUGGAAUGACGCGUAUGUACGGAGCCGCUACGAUGGUGGGAAAUAACGAACGAAACGGUCGGAUCAAUCCGGCCCUGGAAGCAGACGACGAUCUGCCGGUGGUCGAGGCUCAGCGCCAAAUGCAGCAACAGUCAUCGGUUGGAGGAGGUGGUGGAAUCUUGCAGGGUGGUGGCAGUGUGGUUCCCGGCCAAUCGCAGGGACAUACGGCGUUCUGAAACCCGAUGCUGCAGUAAGUUUAUUCGUGAACUUCAUUAGUACCACAUCGACCGGGGUUUAUGUUGUUUAGCAAGGAGGGGGUCGAGCCUUGCCGGAUGUUUUCCUAGUUCGAGGCGGUUCGGAUUGGACACUGGAACUGGUUUCCGUCAUUAUUUUUGUUAGUAUUAAAACGGGGAGUAGAUUUACCGGGAAAUAAGGUACGUGAUGACAAAGCAGCAACCAGUACAUAUCAAUUAUUAUUGCUAGUGUUAAAGUUCUGACUACAAACAACCGAUACAUAUCAACUUAGAUCUUAAACGAUAAAACAAUGCAAAUAAAAAAGCCACUAGAGGAAAUUCCAAACAUAUCAUACUAUAGAACAAAACAAAAACAGUGAAAUUGAAGUGUUAUCUUAACGAGUGUGAGUUCCAAGAGUUUCAACUCAAAUUGGGUGAAAUAAGCGAAACGCAGCAAUUUUAGGGUUAACAGAUCUCACUUCUCGGAAAUAUUAUUUAACUAUACAUGUUUGUAAGAAUGGGCAAUCGUAUUGAACAUUGGGGGUAGAAAGACCAGUGUUUUAUGUUUUGUUAUCGAACUACAAGGCUUACUGUAUCAUUGUUAUACUUUUCAUAUACACCAGCAGGAAGAAGGAAAACAGUUGUACAAAUUUAUUGUUUAACAGAGAAGAUAAUGAUGUAAUUGAUUUUAAUACCUAUCAUGCAACAAAUUUCUCCCAGAGUGUUGAAUGACGAUAAAUAUUUAUUCAAACUAUUGAUGUUAUUUGGUAUAUUUUGGACGAUUAGGACGCUUGAACGAAAAGAAAGGAGAAGUCCAACACACAAUGUGUCUCAUUAUAAGAAAAAGGUGCUAGAAUAUAGUAAAGAUGAGUUAGUAAAAUAAAAGCAAAUUUGUUGUCAACUGAAGGGAAUAAAACGGCGAGUGUAGUUUCGUUAUGUUUCAUAUUUCUAAGCGAUAUUGUUUUGUUUCAAUUAUAGUCUUGGUACUCUCAAUGGCUGUUUGUUGGUCAUUUAGUGGUAAUGGAUUGCAAAUACGUGUAUUGCUUGUAAGAACAAAUACUAAUAGAACUGAUUAUGUAAUAAAACAACUAAGAAGAUGUAGAAUUUAGUUACCUUUAUUAAGAGGGUUAAAACAUUGUAGAUGUUAAUAAUCAGAAAUUUAGAGGCAACUGCGAAACCAAGGCAAUUACUAACUACAUAUACAUGCAAAGAAAAAAAAAAAGAAAAUUUGACAUUAAGUAAAUCUAAUAUAUAUCAAUCAAUGGUGCCCUUCCAACAAAAAAAAAAAUAUUUGAAAUUGAAAAACACAAAAAUAGUUAUUUUUAUAAUGUUGUAAACAUUUUGCUCUUUCUUUGUGUCCUGUCUAGUUUUAUUGCAAAUUCUGCUGCGGCUGUUCAAAUCAUUCCGCGGCUUCUUCCACAGCUAUCAAUAUAAAGAUCUUGAUUUCUUUCAGAUCGUCCAGCUAGCUUGCUAUUAUUUGACAAAUCAUCGUUUAUGUAGAGUGUACACAAUGUUUCAAUUUCGAAAAUUGUGAACUUUUUUGGAUAUUAUUUUUCGAUUCUAGCUCAUAGAUCGAGAGAUAAUGGUUGUAAUUGGAAAUUGCUACUCCUGCGUCAGAAAUUUCCCAGAGAAGCUACUUGUAACCGUUGAUAUUUCUGCUUUACUUUGCUGCGUUUAAUUAGAGCUGAAGACUCCACGCCGGUUCUCCGCAGACUAUCGCAAAAUAUUUCGUCUCAUCCACUUAAUUAGUGAUUGCAGAUUACUCCAACAACAGCAGCAAGAAACGCGUGUUUGUGUGUAGAUCCCAAGAAUCGCGCACUAAACAAAUUCUCACGAAAGACAUUCUGGCAGAGCUUUGUAUGCUAGACCUUCAGAAACUUUAUUGACUACCGAAAUCCUAGGGUGAAUUGGGUCAUUAAAUGAAGAAUCAAAUUCCUAGUUUAUCAUAUGAACCGAUAGAGCUUAAAAUUCUGAAUGUGAGAAUAUAUAUGCUAAACUUUGAAUACUUCAGAAAGACUUUUAAUUGAUGUUCUACGAAAAUGCAAACACGUUCUUGUUUGGCACUAUCGGUCUUCCUUGACAAUGAAUUUAGCCACAGAGGUUAGAAUUUUUGACAGUUAUCUCAGUAAAACGAUAGGGAUUAAGGUAAUGGAAGAUGUGGUAGCAUUAAUUUAGUUUCAUAAAAUAAUUUUAAUUUUGUACAGAAAAGCGAAAAAAAUAUUCGACUGCAUGUAUCUUUAACGCUACCUUCAUCGUAAAGCAUAUGGCUUAAUGACCCAAUUUCGUCAGGUACGUUCAAGCCCUUUUCGACUGUACUGGGUUUUAUUGCUUGUGUUACUAAAAACUGGAUUCAAAUCGCACUGCGCACUUACCAUUCUUCUUUUAAAUUCUUCUCAUAGACUGAUUAGUUCUACUGGUCUUUCUAUGAAAGUACCAUCUCUAUCACUUGGAACACAUGUGUUUUGACAGCUCGCUGUUUUGAGAUCACUCGCACUUUGAAAGUGCGGAGUCCAGGUUAGUGGGAAAUGCGCAAUACUGGACUGAUAUGAUCACCCUACUCAAAGUGAAUUUUGACAUUUCAUAGCCUAAGUUUGUCGAAGUGGAUCAGUGGCAUGGAUGGGGUUAUAGUAGAGUUACUAUAUUAAAAGUUAGGCGGACACAAAAGCCGAAAAACUGGCAGCUCUUAUUUCAGGAAAAAAACACUGGCAUCCCAUGUAAAUGUUCAAGCUCCAGCCUAAUAAUUUCAUUGCCACCGUAAGUAACAACUUUACAUGCAUGAAUAGAAAAAUCAAUUCGAAGAUCGGAUGAUAUGAUUUCAUACUUGUGCGAAUAUCUCUUCUUGUGACAGAAAAAAUUGGUUUCUUUUCGUUUCUCUACACGUGAUAACACAAGAUAAGAGUUAAAUAGUUAUUAC
Messenger RNA from Topomyia yanbarensis, 6688 nucleotides. RefSeq names its product high-affinity choline transporter 1 (gene ChT). Gene Ontology annotation, cellular component: plasma membrane. Lineage: Eukaryota; Metazoa; Arthropoda; Insecta; Diptera; Culicidae. Bases 1981 to 3777 code for a protein of 598 amino acids. The transcript has 10 exons. Gene Ontology annotation, biological process: transmembrane transport; choline transport; acetylcholine biosynthetic process. Gene Ontology annotation, molecular function: choline:sodium symporter activity. The record is from RefSeq and is a predicted model, not a curated record.